This is a messenger RNA of Prosopis cineraria, 4279 nucleotides long. Its product is annotated as pentatricopeptide repeat-containing protein At4g20770-like. Gene Ontology annotation, biological process: RNA modification. Gene Ontology annotation, molecular function: RNA binding; protein binding. The record is from RefSeq and is a predicted model, not a curated record. NCBI's taxonomy places the organism in Eukaryota, Viridiplantae, Streptophyta, Magnoliopsida, Fabales, Fabaceae.
UCAGACUUCAGACUGAGAGUGAAGACGGUGGCGAGAAUUUCAUCACCAGCACUAUCCUCCUCCUCCGUUUCCGCCGCCUUACCCGCCACCUUAGUGAGGAACCUUCCAAGGCAUCUCCAGCUACCCUCCGGCGCCUCAACCCGCGAUCUGCUACCGUCAGUCGGUCCCAUCUCCUGGCGUCAUCAAUCCAUCUCCUGGUCAUUAUCAUCCUCAUGGCUGCUAAGUGGUUUCACCGGAUAAGGAUGGGUGGAAAAAACGGGGAAAAGUAUAAGGACGCCACUGAGUUAAAGUAUGAGGACUGGGUUACAUACUUGAUGAACUUAUUAAAGAUUAAAAAAUUAAUUUUUUCUUGAAAAUAUUACUACAAACCAGAUUAUUGUGGAAUAUUUUGGCCCAAAAAUGAGAAAGGGGGGAAGCUUCCCCAAAAAAUAAAAUGUAAGAAAAGCUACGUGAAUAAUUUUGAAUGGAGAAGAAGGAUACCAAUGUCGCAAGCCACCAAAACGAGAAAGCAUUAGAAAUCCCUAAAUUGCAAACCACCUUUCAUUGAACAGCUCUCGGCCGUGCUAAGUUGGUGUAAGAUUUGCUGCAACAUCAAACUUCUUGAUUUUCACUUCGGUGGCUGAGGAGAGUACAGAGAUGAAGUUCUUCAAAUGUUUCACUCUAUAAGUUUAUCUGGGUUUUCAUGGAAACCAAUAUUCCCAAUUUGGCAAAUCUUCUUCAGCUUUGCAUCAGCAAGAAAGCUCUCCUAGCAGGUAAGAUUCUCCAUGCACGAAUCUUCCGUCUGUCCCUUUGUUCUGACACCCUUCUCUCCAAUCACCUAAUUGAACUGUAUUCCAAGUGUGAUGAUGUUAAUGUUGCCUAUCGUGUGUUUUGUAAAACACCUCAAAGAAACAUAUAUUCCUGGAAUGCCAUCUUGGGUGCUUAUUGUAGACAUAGCAACUUGCGGGAUGCCUAUACAUUGUUUCAACAAAUGCCUGAAAGGAACACUGUAUCAUGGAACACUAUGAUUAGCACAAUGGUACGAACUGGAUUUGAACAGCAGGCAUUGGAUACUUUUGACUUAAUGAUGUUGGAAGGAAUUAAGCCCUCCCAUAUUACAUUUGCUAGCAUAUUUAGUGGAUGUGGUGCUUUAACAGAUGCUGAGUUUGGCAGGAAAAGCCAUGGUCUUGUGGUCAAGGUUGGUCUUGACAGGAAUCUGUACGUUGUCAAUGCUCUUUUGUUCAUGUAUAGUAAGUGCGGGCUUGCCAGGGAUGCAAUGCAUAUUUUUAGGGACAUACCUGACCCUAAUGAGGUUUCUUUUACUACAAUGAUGGGUGGAUUAGCUCGGACAAAUCAGGCAAGAGAAGCUUUUGAAAUGUGUAGGCUAAUGUUAAGAAAAGGUAUUCAUAUUGAUUCUGUCUCAUUGUCAACCAUCUUGGGUAUCUGCUCAAAAGGAGGAUUUGAGGAAAUUGGUCUCUAUGUUCAAAAUUAUGGCCUCCCACCUACUGUUUUGGGCAAAGAAGUACACGCACUUUCAAUUAAACUAGGAUUUGAAAGAGAUCUCCACUUGAACAAUUCACUGCUUGAUAUGUAUGCAAAAAGUGGAGACAUGGAUAGUGCUGAAAAUAUUUUUACUAAUUUGCCUCAACUGAGUGUUGUUUCUUGGAAUAUAAUGAUUGCUGGAUAUGGAAACGUGUACAACAGUGAGAGCGCUUUAGAGUAUCUGCGAAGAAUGGGAUCUUAUGGGUUUGAACCAGAUGACGUUACUUAUAUUAAUAUGCUAGCAGCAUGCAUCAAGUCUGGGAAUAUUAGUACUGGGCGUUAUAUAUUUGACAGCAUGCCAUGCCCAAGUUUGACUUCAUGGAAUGCUAUGCUCUCGGGCUACAUCCAGAAUGCAUAUCACAAAGAGGCUGUUGAACUAUUUAGAAAAAUGUUGUUCCAAGGUGUACGUCCUGAUCGGACUACGUUGGCUAUUAUUCUCACUUCAUGUGCUGAAAUAGGACUUAAUGUUGAGGGGAAACAAGUUCAUGCAUACUCACUAAAGUUUGAAUUAUAUAAUGAUCUGUAUGUUGCCAGUGGUCUUAUCAAUGUUUACUCAAAAUGUGGGGAAAUGGAAUUGGCAAAGCAUGUAUUCUGCAAACUUUCUGAACUGGAUGUUGUUUGUUGGAACUCAAUGAUAGUGGGGUGCUCAAUCAAUUCUCUUGACCAAGAAUCUUUCUGUUUCUUUAAGCAGAUGAGAGAAUUUGGCUUCACUCCUUCUGAGUUUUCUUAUACUAACAUAUUAAAUUCAUGUGCAAAACUUUCUUCCUUAAAGCAAGGACAGCAGAUUCAUGCACAAAUAACAAAAGAUGGCUUUGUAGAUGACAUAUUUGUGGGGAGUUCUCUUAUUGAAAUGUAUUGUAAAUGUGGAGUUGUGGAUGGAGCCAGGUGUUUUUUCAAUAUGAUGAAAUUUAAAAACAUUGUUACUUGGAAUGCAAUGAUCCAUGGUUAUGCGCAUAAUGGAUGUGGUGUUGAGGCUGUUUGGCUUUACAAGGACAUGAUCCAAUUGGGUGAAAAGCCAGAUGAUAUUACUUUUGUAGCUGUAUUAGCGGCAUGUAGUCAUUCUGCUUUGGUUGAUGAAGGUGUUGAAAUAUUCAAUUCAAUGCAGCAAAACUUUGGAAUUAUGCCAAUGGUAGAUCACUAUACUUGCAUUAUAGAUUGUCUGGGUCGUGCUGGCCGGUUCAAUGAAGCAAAAGUCAUUCUAGAUAGUAUGCCAUGCCAAAAUGAUCCAGUCAUUUGGGAGGUUUUACUGAGCUCAUGUCGUAUUCAUGCUAACCUGGAAUUAGCAAAAAGAGCAGCAGAGGAACUCUUUCGAUUGGAUCCUCAAAAUUCUGCUUCUUAUGUGCUUCUUGCCAACAUGUAUUCUUCUGUGGGAAGAUGGGAUGAUGCAACACGUGUUAGAGAUAUGAUGAGUGACAAACAGGUACGUAAGGAUCCUGGUUAUAGCUGGAGUGAAUUCAAGAAUGAGAUGGAGGACAGUAAUUGUGAUGGGUUGGGGUGCAAUGUCAUUUAGGGGAUGAGAUUUCUUUAUCAUAAAUGAAAUCAAGGCACUUCUGCAGAGGUUUUAAUGACUACUGCAAGGGGGGAUUAACGCUUCCCCCUCAAAGUUGAUAAUGGCUAGUUCGAUGCAGUGAAUUCUCCAUGUGGGUCCUCAAUAAACUUGAGUUGGAUUCCGGAUUGUUGCUCGUUUGCAAAACUUGGCAUGGAAUCUACAUGACGGUUUUGAUCCCUUGAAGUUUGAGAUGUAACACUUCUCUUUCAAUAGCUGAAAAGUACUUCCAUACUCAUUUGGGAUUGCGCUACCUAGACAUUGUGAGUUCAACAGCAUGGAGACUAUUUGCUUGGGGAAUAUAUGUUGCCCUGGGGAGAAUAGAUAAUUGGUGAUAUCUUCAUGCAGGGAUACAGAUGUCCUUGUCUCCAAUCAUUGAUGCCAAUUUAGAGCUUUGCCUUCCCAACACCGUGGAUGUGUAGACUUUUCUCUCCCUUGAAAACUCCUUAAAAGCUCACAUCUUCCUUCAACACUCCACUUCCCCCCCAUGACUGAGAAUUGUUUUCUAGUCCAGACUAUCACUCCUGCACUUCCAUUCUGGCUAUUAUCAGUACCACUCUAGCCACACUCAAACUGUUAAAUGAUAGAGAACCUUCCUAAGAUACCAAGUAGUUUACUAAGCAAUAUCAGAAAUAUAGAGAUCUAUCUCUGAAUUUGGUAGAAAUCCAACGCACAGACCCAGUCCUAGAUCCAGGAAUAGCAGAAAAAUAAUAUAACCAACAGAUUAUAGUCUCUAGGAUUCAAGGCGGGUCCUGGUAGGUUUUCCAGGCCAAUGCCACUCCCCUCCCCUCCUCUUUUCUCAUUUCAUUCUUUCCCAAAUCCUCCCAACAGUCUGCCCCCUGAAAAGUGCAAACUCUUGCAAACAGCCAAGUGUAUUUCUAUAUUAUUUCACCAAUCAUGCCUGUAACACCCUUGCACCAUCUGAUCUGCAUCCAUGCCUAUUCCUCUUCUAGUGUACCUUAGCAAUUACUCUUCAUUCUCAAUAAAAACAUUUUUGACAUUAAAUCUGACAAAGUCAAGAAGUUGAGGUUGGGUUGAUGGCACAGAUAUGUAAUAAGAUGAGUGAAAGUUUUGGUUUUAUACUGCCUGAGACGGCAGAAAAAGUGUCAUAGACAUAUUGCUGUUUUCUCAAAUUAUGGGGACUGCUGUUCUAUUACCACUUCCAAGGAUUUAGGCUCUUUUUCUUUUCAAUAUAUCCCCCCCCUUUUUUUA